GUUCUAAGUUCAAGCGACACUUGGAGGCCGAAAUCUGCAACAAUGUUCCGAUUUCACAAACCGCUCGACAUCAUCACGCUCUUCCACAAGGCGAGCUCGCCCGCAUCGAUGCGUCUCGCCGCCGCGCUGAGGCAGGCGUCGGCCGCCGCCUCGGAGACGUCGACCGAGGACCAGGCCAGCGACCACUCGGCCCAGAGCGAGGCCGAGCGCCGCCCGGAGUUCAAGCUCGAGAUCACCGAGAACCCGCCGACGCCGGACCAGCUGCGGACAAUCCUCGAGUACGCCGGCAGGCACCGCAUCUCCAGCAUCGUCAAGGGCGCCACCGACGAGCGGGAGGCCAUGAGGAAGUUCCACGAGAAUGUCGAGAACUUCCAGCGCCCCGUGGUCGUGGACUGGAACAAUGGCAGGGCGCAGGCAGGGGAGAACGAGUCCGAAAUCCUCAAGAUGAUCAACGCGCUGCCCAAGUAGGGCCGCGCUGUGAGCAUCGGGUGGAUGCUGGAUAGUCUCUCCAUUUUCUUUGUGCCGGCUCAUGCUUCCGGCAUUCAUGCAGGAAAAGAACUUGAUCCCCCGGCCAUGUCCGCCUUUCUCCGCUCUUCAUUGUAUGUACCAUUUCCCCAUGCAUCAGCAGCGGAUGUGCCGUCUUUUUCUAGAGUGUCUUAGACUUGCUUUUGAUCUUCUGUCCGGCUGCAUGUGGUGAAUGUCGAGCAAGGGAAUUUUG
Messenger RNA from Thermothielavioides terrestris NRRL 8126, 718 nucleotides. RefSeq lists its product as uncharacterized. Gene Ontology annotation, molecular function: oxidoreductase activity. The record is from RefSeq and is a predicted model, not a curated record. The transcript is spliced from 3 exons. Lineage: Eukaryota; Fungi; Ascomycota; Sordariomycetes; Sordariales; Chaetomiaceae. Gene Ontology annotation, cellular component: mitochondrion. Bases 43 to 468 code for a protein of 141 amino acids.